GCCGUGUGCAUCUAUGGCCUUGGCACGUGCACAAGUAGACUAUAAAGUGUAGUGUUGGUAGAAGAGAAGAGGUGAAGUCUGUAGGUUAGGUGAUCAUUGUCGUAUUUCUAGUCGGAGGUAGGAAGAUGUCUUCAGGAAGCCAAGCGAUUGAUACUAAUGCCAUGACAUUAAUUCGAUAUGUCAUGGCAGAACAAAAAAAAUUUCCGGGUGCAACAGGUGAUUUAACUGCUUUACUUAACUCUAUUCUUACAGCAUGCAAAGCAGUGUCAUCAGCAGUUCGAAAAGCGGGAAUAGCAAAAAUUUUUGGUAUAGCAGGCCAAACAAACAUUCAAGGAGAAGAAGUAAAAAAACUGGAUGUUCUUGCCAAUGAUUUAUUUAUAAAUAUGCUUAAAUCAUCUUUCACUACCUGUCUUCUUAUUUCUGAAGAAAAUGAACAAAGCAUUGAAGUUGAAACUGACAAGAGAGGAAAGUACAUUGUCUGUUUUGAUCCACUAGAUGGCUCUUCAAACAUAGACUGCCUUGUUUCAAUAGGAUCUAUCUUUGCUAUAUAUCGUAAGACAUCCACUGGACCACCAGUAGAGCAGGAUGGGCUUCAGAGUGGAAGAAACAUUGUAGCUGCUGGUUAUGCUUUGUAUGGAAGUGCUACAAUGGUGGUUUUAUCAACAGGCAACGGAGUCAAUGGUUUUAUGUUGGACCCUGCUAUUGGAGAAUUUAUUCUCACUGACCCCAAUAUGACUGUUAAACCCAGAGGAAAAAUCUACAGCAUUAAUGAGGGCUACUCCAGUUUGUGGGAUAAAGCUGUAACGGAAUAUGUGCGCAGGAAGAAAUACCCACAAAGUGGAAAACCUUAUGGUGCAAGAUACAUUGGUUCUAUGGUGGCUGAUGUCCAUAGAACAUUGAAGUAUGGAGGUAUAUUCAUGUAUCCUGCGACAAAGGAUUCCCCAAAUGGAAAGCUAAGACUACUGUAUGAAUGCAAUCCCAUGGCAUAUCUAAUUGAACAAGCUGGAGGAAUUGCAAGUACUGGUAAAAUUCCAGUCCUUGAUGUUGUGCCUGAAAAGAUUCAUCAACGAUCUCCCAUUUUCCUUGGAUCAAGAGAGGAUGUGGAAGAAAUUCUUGACCUUUAUAAACAGUAUGAGUAAGGUCAAUAACUUCUCAAGCCACAUGGUUAAUUCAGAGACAGUUUGUCUUUUUUGUUUUUUAUUUUUCUGUAAGUGCAUUAGAUAACUUUAGUUGUCUAAAAGUAUACAUGUUUCAUCAAAAUAUACCCAGUUGAAGGAGUUGCCCAAUAUAAGAAUUGCAGUUAAGAACAUGUGAAAUAAUAUAUCACUGCACUGUUGGAAAACUUUUAUACAGUGUUGAAAGAGAUCAUAUUAUAUAGUAAAAUAUUUUUGGAGUACAUAUUUUUAUAUAAUUUUGAAGAUAUGCAAAUUAAAAGAUAAUAAUACAAUAUUUUACUUUAAUCGUGUUGAAUCUUGUCAAUCUUGCAUUUCAAGUUUCUUGGUUUUUCAACAAAAUAUUUGUGACCAAUUUUCAAAUCUUUUGUACUAUUACAAGAACUUAUUCAAUAAAUUUUUUUCAACAAA
This is a messenger RNA of Limulus polyphemus (Atlantic horseshoe crab), 1583 nucleotides long. RefSeq names its product fructose-1,6-bisphosphatase 1-like. Gene Ontology annotation, biological process: sucrose biosynthetic process; fructose 6-phosphate metabolic process; fructose 1,6-bisphosphate metabolic process. The record is from RefSeq and is a predicted model, not a curated record. Bases 126 to 1139 code for a protein of 337 amino acids. Gene Ontology annotation, molecular function: fructose 1,6-bisphosphate 1-phosphatase activity. Gene Ontology annotation, cellular component: cytosol; cytoplasm. The transcript is spliced from 6 exons. NCBI's taxonomy places the organism in Eukaryota, Metazoa, Arthropoda, Merostomata, Xiphosura, Limulidae.